UUGUAAUGGAGUAUAUUGAUUACACUGCGGUGUUGACACAUUUUAAUGAUCUAAAUACUUCCACCACCAAUAGUAUUUUUAAUGAGUUCACAUUCCCCCAAAAAAUAAUAAUUAAAAAAGGAAACACAACAUUUAUUAUUCCUAGCAUUAACCCCCCUCCCGCCAUUAUAAACUAAACUAAAAAAAUGAAGGAAAUAUCACCAUGAGCAAGAACUGUGUAGUAACGUUGCCGCUGCAGCAGAUGGCGCUACAAGACAAAGAGGCGGCAGCAGAGGGUAUAUGCAGGAACCACAACAGAGAGUGAUCACAUGAACGCACCUUAUCGUGCUGGCUAAGUGGAUGUGCACCUGCAGUCUCUCCUUGCAGUCCUCCUUCUGCUCCUCCUCUUCCUCCUGUCCUCCUUCCUGUCGGUCGGACAGCGUUAGUGCGCAAAGCGACCGGCAUGCAGCUGGAGAUAAAUCCCCCCCGCUCAGCCGGCCGAGGGCUCAGCCGGAGAGCAUGGCAGCAACUACACUGAUGCUCCAGCAGCGAGGAUAUAGCAGCAGAGACCGGGUGGGUGUCGGAGCUGCAGCCUGGGCGUGGGAGAGAGGUAGAGCCACGAUGAAAGCGGUGUAAUUCCUCAGAUAUAGGAAUGGGGGGCGGGGGAACCUGAGUAUCCUCUGGAUCAGAUUUUGUAUUUGUGGGUUUUAUUUGGUGUCUUGAUCUGUGAAAUUUAUCAAACACUGUACUUCGUGCCUACCAACCUCCACCGGAGCUGAGAAGGAUGGAGAAAGGCGCACAACAGCAGCCGCAGCUGUCCAAACACGCAGAGAGUACGGCGAAGGACAUCUCCAAAAUCCACGACGAGGAGCUGCUCCAGUGGGACAAAGAGGAGCUGGUGCGGCGGCUCAGGAGGACAGAGGCGGAGAAGAGGGGCGUCAUCGUAGAGCACGGCAAUCUGAUGCGGGAGGUGAACCGGAGACUCCAGCAGCAUCUGAACGAGAUACGGAGUUUGAAGGAUAUAAACCAGAAACUGCAAGAGGACAACCAGGAGCUGCGGGACCUGUGUUGCUUCCUAGAUGAUGACAGGCAGAAGGAGAAGCGGGUGUUGCGGGAGUGGCAGCGUCUGGGCCGCUACAGCGCUGGCUUGAUGAGGAAGGAGGUGGCUAUUUACCUGCAGAAGCUGAGUGAGCUGGAGCAGCAGCAGAUGGAGGUCAUCAGGGAGAACCUGGAGCUCAAGGACGUGUGCCUCAUGUUGGAGGAGGAGAGGGCUGUGGCUGGGGUGGGGGGCAGUAGUACAGGUGGGCAGGUUGGCUCCAGCUACAGGAGUUCCAUAGACAGUCAGAGCAGCUUGUCUCAGCUGGGUGGAGGCGUCCCAGUACCUGGCCUUUUGCGAGAUGUUGGUGAUGGGAGCAGCACCUCUAGCGCAGGAAGCACAAAUAGCUCUGAUAACCCCCACCACAAACCCCCUCCCCUGGGCUCUAGCACAGACCCUGGAUCUGGAUCGAGCUGUGUUUCCUUGGAGCAACCACUGAAACCAGGAGAUGUGUGUGAAUCAACAGGCAGAGGGCACAGCUCCACCUCAGAGUACCACACCUUCCCCCAGUCCUGCAGGCCCCGUGAAGGGUCCCUCACUAACCUUGACCCUCAUAGGCUUCGGGGACAUAGCCCAGAGAAACACAGCAAGUCUCCCACCAGGCUACCAUACAACUCCCACCUCAAACCCUGCAGCUCUGACCUACUAGCCCAGAAACAGCUAUUACUGUCAGGACAGGCACCAGGCUCAAGCAAGGGGACAGCCAAUUCCACCCCAGAGCUGAGUCAGAGACACCGGCAGGUUAAGACAGUGGGGUUGAGCCGCGGGAAUCCCGGGGCAGCAUUUGGGACACCUGAGCACCUGCAAAAAGUGCGGGUGAUUUUGGGGAGUCCAGAGUCUAUACGGCACCACUAUCACUGUCAGCACAGCAAGGGGAGGUGUAACAGUGGUUCCCCCAGCAGGGAUGGGCAUCAGAGGCCAGCAGAGGAGGAGGUAGCUCCCCACCACCAGAUUCUGUACAACGGUAGGUACAGGGUAACUUUAAUGCUGUAUUUCAACUGAUGACUCAUUCAUGACCUAUAAAACAUAUGAUUACAUUUACAUAAAGUUACAGUACAACAGUGGUUUAAAACAUCUGGCAAGACUG
Molecule: messenger RNA, 2162 nt
Organism: Lates calcarifer (barramundi perch)
Lineage: Eukaryota; Metazoa; Chordata; Actinopteri; Centropomidae
Product: coiled-coil domain-containing protein 85A
Exons: 2
Coding region: 764-2077 (437 amino acids)
Source: RefSeq, a predicted model, not a curated record